This is a messenger RNA of Anopheles darlingi, 5284 nucleotides long. RefSeq lists its product as uncharacterized. The transcript has 9 exons. The coding region runs from base 1289 to 3034 and encodes 581 amino acids. Lineage: Eukaryota; Metazoa; Arthropoda; Insecta; Diptera; Culicidae. The record is from RefSeq and is a predicted model, not a curated record. Gene Ontology annotation, cellular component: neuron projection membrane. Gene Ontology annotation, biological process: synapse organization.
GGUACGGUUGGUUUUCGUGUUUCGUUGUCGUGGUCGUUUUGUCAACCGCCAUCGUCGAGCAGCGGAGCGGAGCGCCCGCGGAGUUCUUGUGGUUAGCUUCCUUCUGUGUGCUGGACGCUGCUGUGUGACCUGCUGCGAGGGUCCUGAGGGUUGAUGAGCAGAAGAUAACGUAGCUAAAUCGAGGUUGAUGCAGCAAUCCUUCGUCUUCGUCGCCAUCGUGCGUUGAGCGAUCAAAUUUAUGGCGGAAGCUAUCGUUGCGGUGACCUCCUCCUGUACCUUCACCUACCACGGCUCCUAGUGCGUGUGCGUGCACGCGGAACGUGCGUCGUUUCGUCGCGGCUUGUCUCGCGGCCUUACCGCCACCGUCUGUUGUGUGAAAAAUCUCGAGGCAAAACUCGACUCAACCCUCCCACUUCCGGUGACCUAUUCGGUGUUAGUGUGGGUUCGUGCGCGCGCGCGCGCGUGUGUGUGUUGGAUUGUUGAAUUGUAGGAUGAUCUGAUGGUGAUACCAGUCGGCGUACGUUAGCCGCCCGGUUGGUAUAAAUUGUCUCGGGGAGAGGAACCACCAACCAAGAAGAAGGUGUAAGAAGAGAAAAGGUGGACCAAAGGUCACCAGCAUCAUAAGACGACGGGCGAAUCGAGCAAACCGAGCCGCGAGGAAGCAGAGGAAGAGGGCAGAAAAAAGGGCAUCGUACGAUGUCAGACUCCAGCAGUAAACUUCAGCCCAACCACUACCCAUGGUACCUGCAAUCAAGCAAAGUGACAAACAUCCCGCUAAGUGAGUUCGGUUCUUGUGCAUAAACAGUGAGUGAAACGGUCGGUCGCCGUUCAAUCGGACGCACCAGUAGCAAUGGAUCCACCGAACAACCAUAUAACCAAGGCGGCCACCAGGCUUCUUGUUUCAACUUGUUUCCGAUUGUGCUAGAUCGCCACCUCCCCCACCUAUUCCUCUUUUGUCUCUAUCUACGCCUCUGUCCUGCGCCCUGUGACAAGAAGUUUCGGAAGAAGGAACCAACUUUGCUUCUUUGCCCUGCUUUGUCCUGCUUUUCGUCUCGCUUCUUACAUUAAUCUGUCGCCUACGAGGUGCGCUCGGUUCUCGCAAGUGCAAUCCGGUGGAAUUCUUGGUCGGCCUUUUGUUUUUUUUUUGUCUCAAAUCGGAUGAAAUUGGCGGAGACACACUCCAGGGGAGGGAAAGCUCUUGACAAAGUGUAGUGCGCUCACUGCAACAUCCCUGAGCACCGGCAACACAGCAGUACCCCCCGGGGACGCCUUUAGGGCCGCAGGACCAAUGUUUUGGAGAAGUUCCAGCACCGGGUGCAGUAGCAGUGGACGAAGCAGGAGCAGAGGACACAGCGCCGUGGACCGGUGCGGAUUGGCGCAGCUGACAAAAUGGUGCACACUCUUCAUCAUUUUGGAGUCUACGAGCGGUGGAAGUGGGCUCAUCACAUCUCAGAGCACGGCAACAGCACCGAUAGACAGUGGCAGCAGCAGCAGCAGCAGCGGCAGCUCUUCCGCUACGAUCAUCCGUCAUCUGACGGUCCCGGCAACAGUGCAACCGGAGCAAGCAGCACCUGAAGCACCCCGGUACGCAGCGUUAAUACAGGACGCAGCCCAGUUUACCGGUGCAACCGGUUCGCGGGGAAAAACGCUGCCACUGUUGGGUUCAGGAGCGCUCAAGGAAACGCUUGCUCCCGGCAUCCAGCUGGCCGAAGAUGGCAGCUUACUGCCCGCAGAGGUUGCCCGAGGGGACGCGAAGCGGUACGCUGGCAGUAAAGCUGGCCCCACUACCCUAAGGGGAACCACUAGCAGUAGCAUUAGUAGUAGUAAGGCUAGCAGUAGUAACAUUAACGGUGGCACCGGUGCCACUGCAGUCGAGGCUAACGACAGCCCUCGAGCGGGAAAGAGUGUUUCUGAGCAUUCCGAGCUCGCUACUACCAACAUCAUCACCAUCACCAGCACCACCACCACCACCACCACCACGAGCAGCAGCAGCACUGGCACGAUGACACGUGACACAAGACACCCCAUCCACCUCGAUGGUGCUACGGUGGAGGGUAGUAGUUUUAGUAAAAUCAGUAGCGCCAACCUGAUACUCGCGGAGGUUGGGCUGGGUUCACCGAAGGUCGGUGCUGGCCAGAAGCUACCGACCGGAUUCUCCGGCAGCAGCAGCAGCAGUAGUGGUAAGAUCGGGUUAAAGGCCACAGCCCGUGGUGCAGCGUCACCGAUGGAGCUGGAGGUGCCCCCCGGUGGUAGCAUCAACAAGCUCGAUGGCUUCGAUGGCGGUCCCGGUGCGGAUGGUAACUUUAGCAAGAUGUACUUCGAGACCGACAACCACACGGUGAUUGCGUCGCAGGUGGGCUCCAUCGCUGUGCUGCCCUGUGCGGUGCGCAACAUUGGCGAGGGUGUGGUAUCCUGGAUCCGGCGGAAAGAUUACCAUCUGCUGACGAUCGGCGUGACGACCUACAGCAGUGACGAGCGGUUCAACAUUAUACACUCGGAGGAGAAGGAGGAGUGGCCGCUACAGAUCAAGUACGUGCAGCUGCGAGAUGCGGGCCUGUACGAGUGUCAGGUUUCCACCCAUCCACCGACCUCGAUCUUCGUGAAGCUGGACGUCGUCGAGGCAAAGGCGGAAAUUUUCGGACCCUCGGAGAAGUAUCUGAAGCCCGGUUCGAUGUUGCGGCUGACGUGCCGCGUCGUGCAGAGCAACGAACCACCGCUCUACAUAUUCUGGUAUCACAACAAUCGCAUGAUCAACUACGAUGCCCACCGGGGCGUGAACGUGUCGACAGAGGCGGACAACCGGUACUCGGAACUGUUUAUCGCGCACACGAACACGCUCAACUCCGGAAAUUACUCCUGUGUUUCGAACAAUGCUGUCGCUGCAUCAACGCUGGUGCACAUCCUGAACGGUGAAAACCCGGCCGCGAUGCAACACGGAGACCAUGGCAAUGCGGUACUGGUGGUGUCCCACAUUCAUUUGCCACUGACAAUUGUAACAUAUCAGGUCAUCAAUUUCGUCUUAAAUAUGCAUUGAACCUCGCACACACGGAACGGAACACACGGGGGUUAAUGGAAUGCGCCACCCGGUUUGUCCGAGGGUCCGAGGGUCAAGCGAUGAGCGAUGUAAAAAUCAAAAUCCACACAUCCACCGCUGGUGUGGACGGCGAGUGGGCAGAUGAUCAAAAGUAAAACAUGACAUCGAUACUACGGAUCAUGCCCUAGCAAUCGCCCUACCACGGGAAUCACUCGGAACGGAUGACCUUGUUUCACACACUGUAGGUCUCACGGUGAUGGGGGGAGGUGGUCGGUGGUCGGUGGUCGGUGUUUGCAUGGCAUCAUUGUAUACUGCGACAAGCAUACACGAACGAUAGGACAGCGUGUUUCGAAACAUUCAUUCCGAAUUCCUUGAAAAAACAAAAACCACGUCAAAGACUCUCGUUGCAUUGACGUUUCUGCUUCACAAUUCUGCAGCGGAAGCGUCGAUGUGUGUCCAGGCAUUCGGUACAGUGGGUGGCAAUGUAAACCGUUAAUUGAACGAAAGACACACACACAUACAGAAAUACUCGGGACAAUGAAGUAUUCCUGGAACGAAAUGAAGAUAAGAGCAGAGAGAGAUAGAGGGAGAAAUAUGAUCCUCUUGAGAAGAAAAUCGCGGAAGGACGCUGUGAAGAUAUUUGCUGUAAAUAUAGGUAACUAAAAUGGCGUAAAUCAAAUUGAAUGUAGCGUUUGAUGUACUUUGUAUGGUAUUUGUAAGUGACAGUAACAGAAACCAAGAGAAUCUUGAUGCUAAGAAGUUAGGCACAGAGAAAAUAAUGCCACAAAUCCCGUUCUACGGUUUCGGGAAAACGAUAGACAUAUGCAUCGUAGAUGCUCUCCCUUGAAGGAUUCAAAGAAAACACACGCACACACACACAAACACAGACUCACAUACACGUACAGGAGUGCUGGGUAACAGAAAAAGGGAGGAAUUGAUUGAAAAUCUCCGUUCCAUCAGCAAAGCUUCGGGCUUGUUAGUAAGCUUUUCGGUUUCAAUCUAUUUCAUUUUCCCAUUACCAACCAAGCAUUGUAAUCAACAGCACCCGUUGGUUACGAGUGGCCAUGAAUUUCAUUUCCAAUGGUAUGAUAGAGCAGCUGAGGCAGGAAGCCAUCGCCGUGCAUGCAACACUCGGCAAGGGACGACGAUAAUGAGGACAGCACAUAAUGAUAAGCAUCGUAGAUAUAUCGAAUCUACUCCCGCAUUCUUUCUCUUCCACGUAUUCCAUUUCUUCCUCAUUCGUUCUUUUGCAGAUUUAACCUGUAUGUGUGCGUGUGUGUGCAUUUUGUGUGCUAGUUUGGUUUGUCCCCCCCUUUUUUACACUCCCCAACCCCUCCUAUCCCCUUCUUGACACUAACUCUCUCGAAGACAGACUUCCCAUUCACCCAUUUGGGCGUGAGUGUUAUUUGUGAACAAAGAAAACAAAGAAGGGAGGGUGGCCAGAAAGGAAGGAGCGAACGGCCGAGGGAGAAGAAGAAGAAGAAGAAAAAACACGUAAAAAUCCGAUGGAAAAUAAAUAAAAACUGUUUGUAGGUGUAGAGCCUGUACCCGGGUACCGCAGUACAGGCAAACCAAUACUACAAGAAGUCGUACUAAGCCGAUUCCUUUGCCGAUUCCCCAAAACAGUCGCCGAAGUGUAUGAUACGGAGAAAUCGCGUCCUCUUCCUCGCAGUGCAAAGGGGGCAAAAAUAGAAACCGAAUCACCAAACGGAAAUCGAACCUGUAAAUAGGCAAAAACAGAGAGAGAGAGAAAGAGAGAGAAAGAGAACGAGAGAGCGAGCGAGCGAGAACGAGAGAGAAUCCAAUAGAACCAUGCAGCCAGCCAGGGUUAGUGCAGGUUGCGGAAUCGAUCGAUCAUUUCUUCACACAGGGGAUGGAAAGGGAAGAGGAGGGGAGGUGUGGAACGGGCCAACCCUUUGCUCCACUACCACCCAUGUGUACCACCAUGUGUACCACCAACACGCCUGCUCCAUCUGGUGGUGGCGUUGAAAGCGUCGAAAUAAAGGAAAUAACGCAUGAUAGUGAAUCACCAGGACAGGCGGCUGUAAGCUUUUCCGUUUCCCUCUCUCGCCCUCCCCUUACUAACGCAUCAAAGGAUCGUUCCGGAAGAGGGUUCUGCGGCAAAAAGCGGAGUGUGUGACGGACGGCAAAAUGGUGGGAAAAUUCCAAUCGGCCGACUACACUCCCAGCCCGGCAGGUGAAAAUGUGGCUACGUUUGAGGUAAAAACGGUUGAAUAAAAGGUAAAUAUA